GCACAGGCUCUGCUCAGGACAAAGUUGCGGUCUGACGUCAUGUUUAAUUGCAGUCGACUUCUCCAGAGGGCCAAAAUGAACGUUGGGAGGGGAUCAUCUUCAAUGUUUUUGCGUUCAAGUUGACUGUUCUCGAGGGGCCGUACUUGAUGAGCUGAACGUCAUGAGCAAGGUGAAUCCCUUCCAACACUUCAUGUAUAAAGCCCCUAUUGCACAGCAGGCUGGUGGCGCUAUGACACGGAAGGCAGUCAAGCGCGGCGGAUUGACAUCAGGAGUUCCGGAGAGGGGUGCAGGGUCUGCCAGAGUAGAAGAGAACACAGACAAGAUGCAUGGAGGUCGCGCGCGGGGGCGAGUUGCAAAGCAAGCGGCUGCUCAGAAAGCUCUGGCCCCAAACUCAAGGAAAGACGGUGUGCCAGAAGAGUCUGGCCAUGCAGAGACCGAAAAGUUGCUGCCUGCUGCAAAGCGUGCACGAGUUGAGGAAAAUGCUGCCGGGCAAUCAAGCAGUCCCAGCAGAGCUUCAGAACCAAACGCGACCCAAUUGCAACCGGACGUGCAGGAGCGGUGUAAGGUCUUGCUUGAGGUUGCACAGGACUUAGUCAAGCAGCUGCAGCCCCUCAAGUUCAAGGCCCCUGUGACCCAUGUGUACAAUCCGCUGGAGUAUGCGAUGAAAUCUUACAUGCAGUACGUCACACGAUAUGGAGGCCGCUCAGGAAUAGUGCUGUUGGUGGGCUUGAAUCCAGGGCCGUGGGGGAUGGCACAGACUGGGGUGCCUUUUGGGGAUACCUCAAUGGUGAAGGAUUUCCUGGGGAUCAUGGCACCGGUGGAACAGCCUCCAAAGGUGCACCCCAAGAGACUGGUGUACGGAUUCAGCUGCCCUUACAAGGAGGUCAGUGGGCAGAGGAUCUGGGGGUGGGCCCGGGAUAGGUACAAGGACCCGGAGGCCUUCUUCAACAAGUUCUACGUUAUGAACUACUGCCCUCUUGCGUUCAUGGAAGGACCUAACGGGAAGUUGCGAACUCCCGACAAGCUUCCGGCCGCAGAGAGGGACGCUGUUGUCCGGAUCUGCGACGAAGCCCUCACAAAGACCAUUGAAGUCCUCAAACCGAAGCUUGUUAUUGGCAUCGGACAGUACACGUCUGAACGAGUACGGCGGUGCGCUGGAGAUAUAAAAACAGGGACGGUCAUGCAUCCCAGCCCCGCCAAUCCUGCAACGAAUGCGGGGUGGGCAGGUAUUGCGGAGAAGCAGUUGCAAGACAUGGGGGUGGACUUAAGCUAGACCUUCGGCAGUGGAAGGCUGUGUAGUUUUUCAUGUUCGUGGAAUUGCUUCCAAUCCACACGCUGUUAUCCUGCUCGAUCAUCCGCGGAUGUGUUGAGCUACGGUUGUCAGAUUCGAGCACCGCAUCAAUACAGGAAAGUUGGACUGUCGCCAUAUGUGCCUUCAAUUAAUUUUGGUGAACAUGAUGCGUUCUCGGCUUAAUUGGCACAGUGCCUGUUUUGCAUAUUAGCGCUCCGCAGCUUGCCGUCCUUAGUGCACCCCUUAAUCUGCAAAGCUGCAC
Messenger RNA from Klebsormidium nitens, 1553 nucleotides. Lineage: Eukaryota; Viridiplantae; Streptophyta; Klebsormidiophyceae; Klebsormidiales; Klebsormidiaceae. The record is from the annotation of a GenBank genome assembly.